Molecule: messenger RNA, 888 nt
Organism: Neohortaea acidophila
Lineage: Eukaryota; Fungi; Ascomycota; Dothideomycetes; Mycosphaerellales; Teratosphaeriaceae
Exons: 2
Coding region: 103-822 (239 amino acids)
Source: RefSeq, a predicted model, not a curated record
CGAUAAGAAGGAGCCCAGGCUCCACCAACCUCACCCGCGUAACCUCCCUUGCCCACCUAUGGCACGGCGACUAAAAGACUUUGCAUUCGACGAAGAUGGAUCAUGUCGAUCGAGCAGCCUCCGAAAGAUGCUGUCUCUUCAGAUCUCGACGCGCAAACCAGCAAACAAGAUGACGGACAAGUCGACGCACUGCAAAGUGCCACCCAGCCUCAACCUGGCAGUCGAUCAUACAACGAGAUGAAUUUUCCCUUUGACGAGAAUCUAUUCUACUCCGCUCCACUCGCUCCUCCAACUACCGCACUCCCAGCAGACGAUGCAGAGGACGAGCAAGCAGCCGCAGCCCUAGAAACUCCUCACCCACCCGACUUCAAACCCUUCUUCACCCUCGUCGAAGAUCCGGCGAAUAGCGACCACCAGCAUCCCACCGUGCACUACCUCUUCUCCGACGACGAUCCCGACAUCCUCACCUCCGCCGUCCUCGACACCCUGGAAGCGGGAGGAGGCAGUAACGACAAUUCCCCCAAUCUGCGCGAUUCCAGCGAGCGCUACGUUAUUGUCGAUGUCGCUGCCGAUGGGAAGUCGGUGGUUUCGGCGGCGUCUUUGAGUGCGGAUUGGCAGGCUGUGCGCGCCGAGUUGGCUCCUGCUCCCAGCUUUGGCGAGGAGGCGAGUGGGGGUGCGAGAGGCUUGAUGUUGAAGGUCUCUGGGCAGGAGAGGGAGAUGAAGCGACGUGGGCAGGUGCAGAAUGCCGAGGAUCUGGAUGAGCUGAUUCGGUCUUUUAAUGAGCAGCUUGAGAAGUUGGAGCAGGCUGCUGGAAAGGAAUGAUGAUGAUCUUCACGACCAUGAAUUACGCCAGAAAGGAAGUCCGGAGACAGUAUUCUUUCAAUUUCA